ACGUUUUUAGCGUUAUGUUCCAAAUGUUUGGAGUUGGUCUGGUUUCAACGCAGCGCUUCUGAACCGCAAUAACGGGGUUGCAAGCUUUAAGACGCCCAGCAGACAAAGCGACAUUUCUGGGCAUGAUGUCCACAUGCCUCUGUGUCCUGGAGCGCGUCCUGGAGCGCAUCCUGUUGUGUAGAGGAUACAUGAUCUGCAAUGAAGGAGUUAUCCAAACAAACAUGUAAACCAGACAACGCGGAGCGUAUUCCUUUCCCAUCGUGUCGGAUGCAAAUAGUAGCAUUUUUAAUGUAAUGCAAUUAAAACCUUGCAGAUUUCAUUAAAACAUGGAGAUAAGAAAAUGGUUCCUUGGUUACAGUUCCACGCUUUUCUUUGACUGGGUUGUGUAAUGCUUCCUCCAUCAGAUCAGAGAUGUUUCUGCAAGAUCCAACUGUCUCCUUAGUUCCUUGAGGACAUUUGAAUUCUGAUUCCCUUGUUUUGUUUUAUUGCUGGUUGGUAAAUGACAGGCAACAUGCAUCUUGGGGUUGAGGAGCCCAUCCGAGAGUGCCAGUACAAUCAGAUCUGCACACAUAACUCCUCACCCAUGGACACUCCACACACCAAGAAGAAGAAGAUCAAAAGGAAAUGGCAGGUUUUUCAAGGACGAAAUAAGUUUUACUGCAACGGGCGGAUCAUGAUGGCAAAGCAGACUGGGGUCUUCUAUCUUACCAUGGUUCUCAUUUUGGUGACCAGUGGGCUCUUCUUUGCCUUUGACUGCCCGUUCCUGGCAUCAAACCUGACCCCUGCCAUUCCAGCCAUCGGAGGAGUGCUGUUCAUCUUUGUGAUGGGAAUGCUGCUGCGGGCGAGCUUCACCGACCCGGGCGUCCUGCCCAGGGCCACACCAGAGGAAGCAGCCGACAUCGAGAGGCAGAUAGAUACAACUAACGGCCCGAGUGGCCCAGGCUACAGACCACCACCCCGAACCAGAGAGGUGCUCAUUAACGGUCAAACAGUCAAGCUAAAAUACUGUUUCACCUGCAAGAUCUUCCGACCGCCGCGGGCCUCACACUGCAGCCUGUGUGACAACUGCGUGGAGAGAUUUGAUCAUCACUGCCCGUGGGUGGGCAACUGCGUGGGGAGGAGGAACUAUCGCUUCUUCUACCUGUUCAUCCUCUCACUCUCCUUCCUCACCAUCUUCAUCUUCGCCUUCGUCAUCACGCACGUAAUACUGAGGCAGGGGCACUCUGGGGUUGCUAUUUCUAUUUUCCUUGACGGUUGUACUGUUCUGGAAGUGGUGGUGUGCUUUUUCUCCGUCUGGUCCAUCGUGGGACUGUCAGGCUUCCAUACCUACCUGAUCAGCUCCAAUCAGACCACCAAUGAAGAUAUCAAAGGUUCAUGGUCAUCCAAACGAGGCAAAGGCAACUACAACCCCUACAGCUACGGAAACUUCAUCACCAACUUCUGCGCUGCACUGUGUGGACCUCUGCCACCGAGCUUGAUUGACAGACGAGGUUUUGUCCAACCAGACACCCCGCAGCCUGCGGCCCAGACAAACGGCACCGGCGCCUGCCCCUCUAAUCAAGUCCAGAGUCACAUGUGUGCUCAAGACCAGUGCAUUCAGAGCACCAAAUUCGUUUUGCAGGCCGCCACCAACCCGCUGCUCCACAGUCAGACGGUCAUUCUGGGCGGAGGCGCACCCCUUCAGGCUAAGACCUCUCUGGGUGGCCCGUGCUCCACUCUGGGCCCCUCUCAGCCCUCGCUGCCCUCCUCUAUCCCAGGCCUCAGCUGUGGAGGAGAGCUGAUGGCCCUGCGAGACUCUGAGAUCCACUGUCACCAUCACCUACACCAUCAACAUUUCAUCAGUCCGGAGGAGAUGCCCUCCCCACCCACAGCUCUGCCAUGCGCCACCCACCUGGGUCACCACGUUCACCCGGCACAGCUCUUCGACCCCGCCAGCCAGGACUCGCUCCAUGAAGACUCUGUGCGGGGUUUGGUAAAGCUGAGUUCAGUGUGAGCUGUUUUAAUGCCGUCCUGCUGAACUGGACCACAAGCCAUACGGUACUUUACACACACAUAACAGCCUCUACUGGACGUUUCUAAUAUGUAAUGGAGGCAGCCGCCCUGAACAAUUUCCUGAGUACCAAGUGAGGACCAAAGCUAGUCUUCCAGCUCUAUUAUUACUCAACCAAGCUAUUUAUUUAAGGAAGCUUAUUUCCACCACUGAAUAAAAAUACAAAAAUGGUAACUGCAACCU
Sinocyclocheilus grahami is the source of this 2233-nucleotide messenger RNA. RefSeq names its product probable palmitoyltransferase ZDHHC14. Gene Ontology annotation, molecular function: protein-cysteine S-palmitoyltransferase activity. Lineage: Eukaryota; Metazoa; Chordata; Actinopteri; Cypriniformes; Cyprinidae. Gene Ontology annotation, cellular component: Golgi apparatus; endoplasmic reticulum. The record is from RefSeq and is a predicted model, not a curated record. The transcript has 9 exons. Gene Ontology annotation, biological process: protein targeting to membrane; peptidyl-L-cysteine S-palmitoylation. The coding region runs from base 500 to 1993 and encodes 497 amino acids.